AUGGCUAAAGUCCACGGUUCCCUAGCUCGUGCUGGUAAAGUUAAAUCUCAAACUCCAAAGGUUGAAAAAUCUGAAAAGCCAAAGAAGCCAAAGGGUAGAGCUUACAAGAGAUUAUUGUACACCAGAAGAUUCGUUAACGUUACUUUGACUAACGGUAAGAGAAAGAUGAACCCAUCUCCAAACCAAUCCUAA
Messenger RNA from Vanderwaltozyma polyspora DSM 70294, 192 nucleotides. It is a transcript of the gene RPS30A, whose product is annotated as 40S ribosomal protein eS30. The coding region runs from base 1 to 192 and encodes 63 amino acids. Lineage: Eukaryota; Fungi; Ascomycota; Saccharomycetes; Saccharomycetales; Saccharomycetaceae. Gene Ontology annotation, cellular component: ribosome; cytosolic small ribosomal subunit. The transcript has 2 exons. Gene Ontology annotation, biological process: translation. Gene Ontology annotation, molecular function: structural constituent of ribosome. The record is from RefSeq and is a predicted model, not a curated record.